Messenger RNA from Microplitis mediator, 1766 nucleotides. RefSeq names its product ribonuclease P protein subunit p38-like. Lineage: Eukaryota; Metazoa; Arthropoda; Insecta; Hymenoptera; Braconidae. Gene Ontology annotation, cellular component: nucleolar ribonuclease P complex; fibrillar center; ribonuclease MRP complex. The record is from RefSeq and is a predicted model, not a curated record. Gene Ontology annotation, biological process: tRNA 5'-leader removal. The transcript is spliced from 5 exons. Bases 103 to 1164 code for a protein of 353 amino acids. Gene Ontology annotation, molecular function: ribonuclease P RNA binding; ribonuclease P activity.
UUGAAUUUGGUUGGGGAUUCGAGGUUAAGUUUAAAAUUAAAUUUAAAAAUAAUUGUUUAUUAAAUUAAUGUGUAAUUUUUUAAAAAUUCAAAUAUUUAAAUAAUGAGCAACAAAAAACAAAAAAAUUCAUCUGCUAAAAAGUCAAUGCGAAAUGUUUUAGCGCAACCAUAUGAAUUUAUUUGGCCGAUUUUAAAAGACACUGAUGAUAUUAAUGAAUUAAAUGACAUUUUGAAAGAAUUGUUACCCAAGAAAAAGACGGACAGGAAAUUGAGCUGGACGCAGUUACGUAAAUUGAGUAAAGAAGAACGCAAGGAAUUGAAAAAUAAAACUGGAGAUGAGCUGGAUGUCAAUGCUGAUAAAAUAAUUGUAGGAGUAAACGCAGUGACACGUGCAGUUGAAAAAAAAAAUAUUUCCUGCAUUCUCUUGGAGGCAGAUGUCGAUCCCAUGAUGAUGAUCAAACAUAUCGUGGUGAUGGGACAGAAUAAUGACAUUCCAGUUGUUUUGAUGCCUGGAUUAAAAAAAACAACUCUGGAAAAAAUAGGGUUUGCUGGUCUUGUACUAGGGCUCAAAAAGUCGGAAACGGAAGAAAAUUCACAUUUUUAUAACUUAUAUGAAAAAAUAUCAAAUUUAUCAAAAUCAUUCCCGAAGCCCAAAGAUCCUGAGGAAUUAUUCCAAGAAGAUUUACUGGAUCAGAACCAGCCGGACUCAGUAAUUCAAGACUUGUCAUCAGAACCAAAUGAUUCGAAUCAUAAAAAAAUAUCCAAGCCUUUCGUUCUGUCCUCUAGUGUCUACAAGUAUCGCGGGUCUGUCUCAGAAAGAGUUUUCAUUCCCCCAGAGUUUAAAGUUGAAGCUGAAGAUUUUAUUUCGCUCGCUGACAUCAGUGACCUGAAAGAUUCCAAGCUCCAGGUGUCAGGAAAUCGCUACAUGGACAUCGAUCAGAAUAAAAUUAAAGAAACAAAUCAAGAAGAAGAAGAAGAAGAAAAAGAAGAAGAACCGAUGGAUCAAGAAGAAAUAAAACCAAUAAAUAAAUUAAAUAAAAAACUAGAAUUAUCAAUUUACCAACCGCUCAAAGUAAAACAAAUUCAGAAGAAUCCAAAACGUUUGAAGGCUACGAAAAUUCCCAAGUCGAAGACGAAAGUUCCGAUUAAAAAAAAAAAUAAAUAGAUAAUUUAUUUAAAUUUAUUUAUUAGAUUUUAAUUGGAAGAUUCUAUAAAAUAUUUACAAUUUGGUGUUACACGUUAUCACAAGUACGCGAAAUAUCAAUUAAUUAAUUAAUUACUUAAAUGAACAUACGUAUGUAGCAGUCUUAUAUACAUUUAUUGAUAAUUGAUAUGGACAGGAUGUGAGGGAGAUGUAGAUGCCUCAGAUUGGCAGAGUCGGCUUGACAGAAGACUUGAACAUCCUGCCGAAGAACAUGAGUCCGGUAGUGCCCCCGGGAAUGUGACUCACGAGGAAUGACAAGAGCGCUAUUAUCUGGAGGACUGCGCACAAGACCGUCAGAGGUGUCGACUGAAGGUGCAGAGCGAAGUACAGAGUCCCUGAUAAUGUCAGCAAGUAGGACAAUGUGAAGCAACGCUUCUCUUUUGCGAACAGAGACUUAAAGUAGCUGAUGGGUCCCCAGAGGAAACAGAAACUGCAAAUAGAUUUUGGAGAGAGGUUCAAUUUAGUGGUUUAUUGAUUUCUUGAUAUUUUUAAAUUUUUGAAAUCAUUUUUUUUUAUUUCGUCUUAUGAUUGAAUUUGUUCCUUUAAGUUGAAAGUCGGAAGUU